AUGUCGCUAGACCCCUACCAAACGCCCUCCAAACCACGGCGACCAGCGCCCAGGCCAAAACCCUCACAGCCCUGGACGACCGCGCGCUGUCACCGCCUGCUGCGCCCGCUGAUAUCGCGUAUCGCUUCGCUCAGGAGAGACGCCGCCGCUAUAGCUACUGUCUCGGCCACAGCAACUUCCAUAUCAACACCAUCAUCAUCAUCAUCAUCAUCAUCAUCAUCAAUAUCGAACGUCGCCAAGAGCAGCGGUCUAAAUCGCGAGGGCGCAGAUACGCCAGAAGCCGACAGCAAAUGGCUCAUGCCCAAGAAGAAGCGCGUCCGUCUAACGUACUCCCAGCGACGGGCGCCGCGCCAGCAGCAAGAUGACCAGCCAGGCGAACGAGAAGAUGGGGAUGAGCGGCCGGCGGUUGUACAGAAAGCAGAGGUUCGGAGGAAGACCGUGAGAUGCCUCCGCCACGAUGGGCAGAGCAGUACGGCGUUCCGCGGCGAAAUCAUGGCACCCACGCCCUUACUGCGGCGCGCGCGUGGUCACAUAGUACCCUCACCUCUGCCUGUUGCGCGUAGCUCAGGGGAAGAGGAGCGAUGCGAAGACAAGAGGCGAGAGCCCCGUACGAAGAGGAGCACCAGUACACGGAAGGCUCUGGAUGGGCGUCUGGCGAAAAUCCGUGUGAACUCACCAGCUGAAAGGUACAACGAACUCGAAGCGAUAUACAAGAGUCUUGAAGCGCUCCUGAAAGCCACAGCCCUGGACACGGCACAGACGCGAGGCCCACGGUCAUUCUUGGAUAUGUGCUUGAGGAAGGUGCCGCAAUACAUCACUGAGCUCGACGCCUGGGAGAGGUGGGAGGCGGAGCAGAGCGGCACGAUCACCACACUUGACGAUGUCGACACCUCUGCUCAGAUUUAUAAUGAGCUGGAGUCAAUCGGGACGAACCAGGGGUGGAAACACCUUAGGGUCGUCGUGAGGGCAGAUGGAGUCGAGGCAGCGAGGGAAGGCAUUGCGGAAAGACUCUUCAGCGACGAUUUCUCUCAGUUGCUGAUAGAUCUCUGUAUUCAGUCAGGCGCAGUGGCGGAAGCUGAGGAGCUCAUGGCGGCCCUUGUCGACCGUCCAUUUCCACUGCCGGCAUCGCCAGAGAGCUCUUUUGCACAGUUCACGUCCCUCCAGCCCCUCACAGCUCUUAGUUCCUUCGCCACGAAAAGCGGUCGCGCGUCAUACACUCUUCGUCAGUACUCAGUAUUGUUAUCGAGUAAACACUUACCACAAGACUGGUUGGCAACCCCGGACUUUGAGCGGAUAUGGGGAUCAGCUGCUCGAGCAUUGUCAAGCAGAGAGGCUAUUUGCGACGUCAUCAACUUCAUGGUCGAGUCCAUCUCGCUGAUGUGCAGUCGAAAAAGGACCUUCACUGGUACCGCCGAGACUAUUCAGUUGGAGAAGGACAUGUUGGAAGCGAAUCAGCGUACGCUGACGAGCGCCCUGACAAUAGUCUCGGCCAUGAGUCUGCUAGGCGAGAACGCAACUCAGACAUCGCGCAUCCGAGACGCAGAUGUCUGCAAAGUUAGCCUCCUUGUCGACAGGCUCAAGUACAUCCUCAAAGCAUGCAUAGCUGAGCUUGAGCCACAGGGACAAAGAUAUGUUGGCGCCAGGCUUGACCUGCUGUACUUGGCAUUAUUUCUUUCCUCGGGCAAAACUCAGGGAGAGACAGUCGCACGCUAUGUCAAAAGAAGCAUCGAGAAUGCCACAAGACAGCGUGACGCUCCCCGAGCGGCGAGAGGGAGUCCGACGCCAAACCAAUACGACAGCAUCGUCUCGCUCAUAGCGUCUGUUGCACGAAGCUGCAGUCGCGGAACGUCCGUAGCGUCUCACCAAUGUCUGGAUGUCCUCUUCGAGCGACUAAAUGUUAUGGAUAUUGGCCACCAAGUUUUGGAUAGCCUGAAGGCUGCAUCUGCCUUCUUACUUGCUCAACAGACCAACAACGUCAGGGAUCUUAUCUAUGCCGAAAGUCUGUACCCGCAUGCCAGAUCGAAACCCGGAGACACGCACGAUAGGCGAUCACUAUUCACGGGCUACCGCUGGGAAGAGACUAUUGGCGAAUGGGUGACAGUCAGCCCCAUUAUGAAGAGACGGCAAUCGAGAAAACGACAACUCCAGGCGUCUACGGGGGACGAGGAUGAUGACAAACACGCCGAGCAGUCUCCGGCUCGCCCCACGAGCUUGGCGAGCUUGAUGAGUCUCGGCACGAAUAACGUUCCAGAUCUGAAAACAAUACAUGGCCACGACGUUCGUACGAAGAAACCUCAUCAAAUGGAGGCUGAACACGCUUCGAGGAAGCGAACGCGUCACUCAUUGGGCGAAACGCUUACGCCAAUAUCAGCAUCCGCGGUGAACACACUUCUAGGCCAGGCCAGCGUCGUUGCCGUUUUGAAGGAACGGCCGUCCUCGAUCCUCCAUGACGAGCUCGCCGGGCAAGGGAAAGAGAACCGGGACCGAAUGUUCGCCAGGAAGCCAAGGCGCAGCUCAGGGAAGCUCGUCCUGGGCACUAGGUCACGAUCCAGCCUCUCGAGCCUACCGGACAAGGGACAGGCGGACAUCUAUAGCGAUGACGAGCUCUGCCUAUGA
Molecule: messenger RNA, 2616 nt
Organism: Anthostomella pinea
Lineage: Eukaryota; Fungi; Ascomycota; Sordariomycetes; Xylariales; Xylariaceae
Source: the annotation of a GenBank genome assembly